Molecule: messenger RNA, 16983 nt
Organism: Lymnaea stagnalis (great pond snail)
Lineage: Eukaryota; Metazoa; Mollusca; Gastropoda; Lymnaeidae
Source: the annotation of a GenBank genome assembly
AGCCCUGUAGGCACACUACACACACCAUUAUUCGUUAGACCAAGAUGUGUUGACCUGGGGGAAUGCUCCAUGGCGCGAGACAUUUCCGACGAGAGCAAGUAGGUGCUGCCAGUGGGUAGUUUAUCUGUGGAUGAUUUUUCAGUGGAUCGUGUCAGAGGACGUUUGUCGCUAAUUCUACUUCUGCUAAUGGUAGGUUGCCUACUACUUACUACGUGGGUUUAUUGACUAACCUGAACACAUGAUGACCGACACUUAUUUGGGGGAGACUUUUCAACCUUAGACCAGGGGUCACCAGCCCAAAAGGCUUCAUGGGCCACUUUAAUGGCGAGUUUUCUCAAAAUUUAAGAACAUUUUAAAAUAAAAACCCACUAAAUGGUUUGCAAAAUUAUUGAUCUCUUCUUAAAAUGAACUGCACAAUAACAAACAUGUCAAUAUAGUAGUCUGUCUUUUCUCUCACAUUUUGUAAUAAAUGUAUUUGUAAUAUUUAAACGGGACCGCACCGCCCCCCUUUUUUUUAGUUUUUGUUAAAUAAAGUAAUCAGUGCAAUUACCUUUUUCGUGACGUCAGCUAGACUCGAUAAACUUGGUCGUUUAAAGGGUAGGCUUUUUAUGUCGUUGACUUCGAUCCGUCUGGUGGAAACUUUGGCACAAGUCCCACAGCCAUAGAGCUUGGUCAAUAAAAUAGCAACGGGGCGAAAUCCACGUCAAGGGCAGUAGGUUAUGUAAUAUUUCUAACCUUGUUUUGAUGCACUUUAUAAAUGCUUGACUGAGUGGCGUAGCUAGAGGGGUGCGGACCGCACCGGGUGACACCAUUUUAGGGGUGACACCCAAUGGAAAAAUUGCAUAUUUUCGAUAUGUCAAGAAACCAAAUGAUGACCAGGAUCAGGACGCAUCAAAAUACUGCACUCAGCCUACCAUUGAUACUGACUCUACCGAUACCAGCAGCAUGCAUUCUGUACAGCAAAUAGUGGAGGAAAUGGGAAAGAUUCACGUGGAAAUACAACUAAAAGACAUGGAUGGUUUGGAAACUGAAAUGUCUGCUGAUAAUGAUGAUUUAAAUCAAGAUACUGAAAUCGUAAUGGUUAAUGACAAAAGCUGGCACAUUCGAUCAGAUGCUUCUCUCUGGAAUGUACCAAUUCCAGAUUAUUUUUGGUCUGAAAUUAUGUUUGUAGCUCAAUAUCCUCGAAUCUUCAAUAAAUUUAAGAGGGUUGAAUUGCGAUAUUGCAGCAUUAAAUGACGUAACCUAUCAACUUGUCUCAUCUUGCUUUGUUGGAUUCAUAUUGAAAACUACACACACAAAAUAAUAUAUUGAACCAAGUCCCAGUUUUUACGUCUUGGAGUUGUGUAUGUGUAUCACAGUUUUUACGUCACUUCAAGUGCAGUAACGUGAGAUGGGGGAGCGGGGGUGAAGUGAAGGGAACACUACACACAUCUAAAUCACUGGAGUUUUUGAAAGAAACGAUUUGGUCAUGCUUCCCAGCAGUGUUUCUUCCAGACCAUUCCCCCGUGGAGGGUGGCCGGGGGGGGGGCAUUUCAGAUUUUCGGGGGACCUGUGACAGUGGCCAGAAGCGUAGCUAAGGUUGGAAAAUGGAACGCCAAUAUGGGAUGUGAUGGUAUUUAAUGCAUCAAAAUAAUGUUUUUCAGAUUUGAUGAGGGGGUGGGCGAGAGAAUGAAUCAAUGUCCCCCUGGCGCCAAACACGCUGGCUACGCCUCAGCAAGGGGUGCUGAUUGGGUUGUCAUCCCAGAUGUCAAUUUUUAUUUAAAUGGAGGAGAAGGAUUUCAUGAAACAUUCAGAGUUUAUAUCGUUAAUUGGCACGUGGCAUUGUCAUGGCAAGUCUAUGGUGGCACUGACAUUAGCUUCUCCACUGGGUACUGUACCUAUCAAAAUUAACACUGGCUACUCCACUAGGUUACUUAUCUAUUAGCACUUACACUAGCUACUCCACUAGGUUGUAUAUCUAUCAGCACUUACACUAGCUACUCCACUAGGCUGCUUAUCUAUCAGCACUUACACUAGCUACUCCACUAGGUUGUAUAUCUAUCAUCACUUACACUAGCUACUCCACUAGGUUGUGCAUCUAUCAGCAAAAAACACUAGCUACUCCACUAGGUUGCUUAUCUAUCAGCACUUACACUAGCUACUCCACUCGGUUGCUUAUCUAUCAGCACUUACACUAGCUACUCCACUAGAUUGUAUAUAUAUCAUCACUUACACUGGCUACUCCACUAGGUUGUGCAUCUGUCAGCAAAAAACACUAGCUACUCCACUAGGUUGCUUAUCUAUCAGCACUUACACUAGCUACUCCACUCGGUUGUGUAUCUAUCAGCACUAACACUAGCUACUCCACUAGGUUGUGUAUCUAUCAGCAGUAACACUAGCUACUCCACUAGGUUGUGGAUCUAUCAGCACUUACACUAGCUACUCCACAAGGUUGUGUAUCUAUCAGCACUAACACUAGCUACUCCACUAGGUUGUGUAUCUAUCAGCACUAACACUAGCUACUCCACAAGGUUGUGUAUCUAUCAGCACUAACACUAGCUACUCCAUUAGGUUUUGUACCUAUUCUUAAAUACUAACACUAGCUACUCCACUAGGUUAUAUAUAUAUCAGCACUAACACUAGCUACUCCACUAGUUAGUGAAUAUAUCAUCCACAAAAAUUAUAACAAGUGCCAUCUGUACUGUCAUUUUUGUAGGGAAGAAUUGCAGAAAUCGAGGGUACUGUUGACUCUUGAGUAAAAGGAGAGGGGCCUGGGGAGCCCUCCCCAGCAAAUUUCGUCUCAUUUCAAAAUUAAAAGGUGCAUUUUGAAGUAUACCUGAAUUCAUUUUUUCUCUUAGACUAUAGCAACUGGAACAGGAAUGUUUCAAUCGUUAGAAGGAGACAUUAUGGCGCAGAGUGCCAUGUAUAAACUGAAUUGCGGCGUGCCCCCAUGGCUACUGUUUGGCACAAGCUUAUAUUCAACCCUAUACUGUAACAUAGAUCAGCGAGUGGGAAGGGGUGUAGAAUUUGAGGCUACUGAAAACAGUCGCACAUAUGAAAAAUGCAAGGGUGCAUUUUGGCGCAUUCUUGAAAUUGGUGUUUCUUUCAGGAAAUUUUGAGGGAGGAAUUUGAUAGCUUCCUGUGCAAAGCGGUACAAUUCGGCACAAUUGGGAAUAUGUCUUACAUGCCCAACAUGAACUAAAUGCAUUCCAAUUGUAGCGACCUUUUCCCUAGCUUAAUAUCGUUUAUUAAAUCUCUAUAGUUCCCAGGAAAUUUUUGAUAAAUUAAAAAUAAAGAAAAAUAUUUGAGCGAAUUACUUAAAUUUAGUUUUGCAACAUUCUACACUUGGAGAGAAAUGGAAGAAAUGCUAGUUUUAAAAAAAAAAUAUAGGUGUCACUUAACCUUAGAAACAUCGUGUGAGCUCAGCGAUCCCUACAACUGCAGUGGGCCUCGGAUAUUUAAGGCACAUGUGUCAAACUCAAGGCCAACGGUCCACAUCCGGCAAACAGUAAAAUUAUAUGUUACGCACUGGCUUCUCGUGAGAAAUUAAUCUAUUGUUUUAAGUUAUUAAUCUCUGAAGCCCUAUAAGGUUAAAUUAUAAAUUAAUUUUAUUUUUUACUUCGACACGGGAACACAUUUAAAUGGGUUUUAUUUACCCUCUUCUCUCCCCCCCCCCCCUCCUUUUUGUAAAUUGGUAAAAAUGACUCACUGUGUCCCCAAAUAAUGAAUGUCUAAAAAGUGUUCCGCCAAAUAAUGAAUGUCUAAAGUAUGUUGACAAAUAAUUAAUGAAUAAAUAGUGUGUCACCAAAUAAUGAAUGUCUAAAGUAUGUUGGCAAAUAAUUAAUGAAUAAAUAGUGUGUCACCAAAUAAUGAAUGUCUAAAGUAUGUUGACAAAUAAUUAAUGAAUAAAUAGUGUGUCACCAAAUAAUGAAUGUCUAAAAUGUUUGUUGCCUAAUGAUAAAUGUCUAAAAAAUUGUGUCGCCAAAUGAUGAGUGUCUAUAAAGUGUGUCGCCAAAUGAUGAAUGUCUAAAAAAAGUGUGUCGCCAAAUAAUGAAUGUCUAAAAAGUGGGUCGCGAGCAUGAAACGUUGGGAAAGUAUUUAUUUAAUGUUUACAGUUAUUUCCAUACACAACAAGUUUCACAAAACAACAUACGAUAACGUUUAAACAACUUACGCUAAUGGUGUGAUUUUAGUAUAAAAUUAAUGGCAUUUGUGUUUUUUGUAAAUCAGAUUGAUGUUUUAUAACACGAACUGAUCACGUGAUACAAUGGCAAUGACAAGACACUUACUAAAGACAUCCUUCAGGCAGUUGACUUCUGGAGAAAGGUUACUACCAGUGCGAGCUGCAUCCACGAUGAAUGUUGGAACUGACCAGGUUGAGGCCAGGCCGUUUGAGGAGAUUCCAGGUCCUAAGGGGAUCUACAAAUUGCCUGUCAUCGGCACAAUGCUGAUGUUUAAACCAUUCAGUGAGUGGACAUUCUAAAUGUAUCAAUUAUACAUUGACAUUUAGUGAGUGGACAUACUAAUUUUAGAAUUAUGCAUUGAAAUUUAGUGAUUGGACAUACUAAUUUUAUCAGUUAUACAUGUACAUUAAUUGAGUGGACAUUAUUUUAGCAAUUAUACAUUGACAUUAAUUGAGUGGACAUUAUUUUAGCAAUUAUACAUUGACAUUUAGUGAGUGGACAUACUAAUUUUAGAAUUAUGCAUUGAAAUUUAGUCAUUGGACAUACUAAUUUUAUCAGUUAUACAUGGACAUUAAUUGAGUGGACAUUUUAACAAUUAUACAUUGACAUUUAGUCAGCGGACAUUCUAAUUUUAGCAUUUAUAGAUUGGCAUUUAUUGAGCGGACAUAUUAAUUUUAGCAAUUAUACAUUGAAAUUUAGUGAGUGGACAUACUCAUUUUAGCAAUUAUACAUUGACAUUUAAUAAAUGGACAUACUAAUUUUAGCAAUUAUACUCUGAUAUUUAGUAAUAUUUUAAAUAGGAAUGCUUGUUUUAUUAAGGUAAAUAUUUUAUUCUUCAAAUUCUCAUAAAUUGUCCAUGCUUGUCUGUUUUUUCCGUUCACCAACCUGUACUUAGCAUUGAGUUCAGAAUUGCACUGAAGAUCAAUCAGCCACAUUUUUAAAAAAAGAGGAAAAAAAAAGGGGGGGGGGGUGGUGGUGGUGGUCAUCAUCCACACUGAAGGAGAAAGAGUCGGCACAAAUUUGAGAAGUGGCUGUGUGUUUUGAAGUCUGCAAACAUGUGAUCAAAUUCUUCCUAUAAAUUUGCAAUGGCAUCAAUAUACUUACUACCGAAUGGUGUGCCUGAGUCUGUGAGCACUUUGCAUACGUUGGGAAAUGGCAAAGGUUUCUCUGAGAACCCUAACACAAGUUCCACGUAGAAUGCAUAACGCAUAAGCAACAUUUACAAGAUGCCCCUGGUCUUGUAACUUUUUGUUGAGUACAUUCAGCUCUUGUGUAAUGGCAACAAAAAAAACAAACAAAAAAAAACACGUCCAAGAGCAAUUUAGAAUCACAUAGUACAGGAAGAACCAGCCCAUUCAGCUCCAUGAAGGCUUUGAAGACUAAAACGUGCUCAAAAUGUAAACAGGUGCAGGCAAUAUUUAUGAAUUACUGAUGCGAAGAAAGAUGCUGUUGUAUGAAGAAUAUCGUGACAAGGCUGACAGGCUGGGAUUUUCCCUCACUCGUCACUCGUACACAAUAGCGGCAAUUUUAAAAGGGAUUCUCUGAUACUGGCUCAGAUAGCUAUGAUUUACACAAUUAUGGUGGUGCAUUACCCGCUAAAUGAAUUUUUAGACUUUUGAUCUAUCUAUAUACAACAUUCGAAGCGUGUUUUCUAGAAAAUCAUGUUUGUCUAGCAAAAUGCUAUAAAAUAAAAACUUUCAUUAUGAUUUUAAAAUGACUUUUACCAUUGUAAUCAACGUCCAAAUCUAUACAAACCUAAUGCAAAUCUGAACUAGACGAGCGGUUGAGAUUCGACUAAGAGCGUCGUGGAGGGUUGCAGUACAGAUAUGAAAACGGGGAAAACGUGCGGGCGGCAUUAACAGUAAACUUUGCUGUCAGGUAUCGGGCCGCAAAAUAUCGUCUUGUGGGCCGCAAAUUGCCCACGGGCAGCGAGUUUGAGAUCCCUGGCUUAGUUGUUGAACGAUCGUUUCGUUCAUUCGAUCCUAAACCACCCCCCUCCCCCCAAUAUUUCUAUUUAAUUCCGUUGAAAUACAAAACAAAAAAGCUAAAUACACAAAUUAGAAUGUAGCCAAUUAGAAUGUAGCCAAUUAGAAUGUAGCCAAUUAUAAAAUAGAAUGUAGCCAAUUAGAAUGUAGCCAAUUAGAAUGUAGCCAAUUAGAAUGUAGCCAAUUAGAAUGUAGCCAAUUAAUGUAGCCAAUUAGAAUGUAGCCAAUUAGAAUGUAGCCAAUUAGAAUGUUUGGGUCAGAAAAAAACACAGUCAUUGUUCCACGCCGAUUGAAGUGUUCGGUAAGUGACAGGAAGCUAUAUUUAUCUAAAUUCUGAGAAGUAUAUAGGACUUUUCAUUGAUGCUGAAUACGGUGUGGUUGGGCGAUUUUAAGUAAAAGAAUCGGUAACAAUUUAAAACAUUAAAAAUGAAUUUUUACCCAUUUAUAGGGUUAAAAAUAUAUAUCAUUUUACAAAAUUUUCAAUCUUUCAAUGAUUCAUUCUUAUUUAUUUGAAUAAAGAAAAGUUUUUUGAACACACAUAUAAUACUAUAUAUCAAAACCCAGAAUUACUAAAGAAUUGCUAUUUUCCCCGAUUCUUCACUAGUAUCACCCCCUAACAUUUGAGCACGAUUGUCAUAUUUCGACUGCUGGGUUUUACCUUCUAUUUUUUGUGUUGUAUUUUGGACAGUGCUCUGACUGUUGUUUUUGAACUGUCGUCAAUAAUUAUUUUGUUUGUUGUCUUGGACUUGACAAAAUUAAAGCAGUUUUACUAUUCAAGAUUAUUAUAUCAUGCCACACUGCGUGCACAAAUCUAAACGGCCCAGCGGCUUUCAGCAGUGAAAAGCAAAUAAAUAAAAGAGGCAACUCACUAAAAUCAAUACCAGAAUGCAUGCUUUGAUAUCAAGAACCUAAAUGAUGACCAGGGUCAGGGUUCAUCAAAAGACGUUCCUCAGCCUACCAUUGUUACUGAUUCUCCCGAUCCCAGCAGCAUGCAUUCUUAAAAGCAAAUAGUGGAGAAAAUGGAAGAGAUUGGCGUGAAAGCAUAAAUAAAAGACAUGGAUGGUUUGGAAAUAGAAAUGUCCGCUGAUUAUGCUGAUUCAAACCAAGAUACUGUAAGUGAAUUGGUUAAUGAGAAAACUGGCACAUUUGAUCAGAUGCUUCUCUCUGGAAUGUACAGGUUUCAGAUUACUGUCGGUCUGAAAGUAUUCAAAUAUGGAGUACUUCGUUUCAGAACAAGAACGAACAGGACGGACCAUUCAGCAUAGUGAAAAGGCAAAAUGCUAAAUCUAAAUAAGGUUUUCGCCAAUUAACUAAACAGUGGAUCCACUGGAUGAUGCAAAAUGUCGAGAAAAUACUGCGGUUGUGGAUGGUUUGUGGACUCGUCAGGCAGAAAUUUUAUUGUUUUUGUUGCAGAUUGUUUGCUGUUAAUAUUACAGAAAAAACGUCCAAAUUUGUUACCGGCUCAAAGUCUUCCAAUACUCUCGCUAAGCUUUUAAUUUUUUCUUACGAAAUGUGUGUAUGCACUUCAUGUGAGCAGAGCUUUUCACCACUAAGACUUAUCAAUAAAUAUUUAUGAUCCAUCAUGGGACAGUCUUGGCUUUCUGAUGUGGCUCUGCUAUCAAUUGAAAGUGAUACAUUUAUUUUGAACAACUCAUUGACAGGUUUGGAGCUUUGAAGUCAAUGAAAGGAACAUUUUAAAUAAAGUUAAUUUAAUUUAAAAAUAGCUAUAACUUAAAAAUGUCACUGUUGUUAAAUAAAUUGACCUCAUGACCUUUGAUUUAUGUUCGUUUUUUAUUGUCAUUGUUAUGCUGUGGACUUAUUUUUACAAGAUGAAAUCCAUCUUAAAAGUUUGGUGGGGGGGGGGGUGAUGUUUGACACCAGGAGUUUACCGCACCGGGUGACGCUAACCUUAGCUACGCCACUGUUUAAUAAUUAGUAUAGAAUUAUUCGACUUAAUGCUUAUUAACUGCAAAAGGAUUUUUUAAAAUAUCUAAAAUAAGUGAUUUACUUUGCAAUCAGAAGACUCCACUGAUAUCAGUGACUUAUCACCAUUACUAAUUUUAAUAGGAUUUAUUUAGUUGGACAGAGUAAAAAAAAAUGUGUUUAACCUCUUGCACAUACUUUUCAAAAAAAUGAUUUUUUUCCCUCCAUCUAUUGUAUUUUCAGCCGAAUACACUGCAGAAACAUUUCACUGUCUGAUGGAUAAAAUGUUUGAUACAUACGGUCCAAUCUUCAGAGCGAAUUUCAGCAAUCGGGCGAUUUGUGUAUCGAAUCCCUUGGACUUUGAGACCGUGUACAGGAAUGAAGGAAAAUACCCAGUUCGGCCCCCCAUUGGACUAUUUGUGCAGUAUUUUAAGAGGAAUAACAAGACGAUGGGUCUGAGCUCACUGUAAGUGGUCGUAGAAUGGAGAGCUAAAAAAAAACAGCAUUCCAUGGAAUGGGUAUUUCAUCUCUUUGCUGGGGUUUGACACUUUUUAAUGUAAUGGGAAAAGUGGAAUGAGAAAUGUUUAGGUUUGAAAUUAAAAGACAGGACAGUGCAUGUGACGUUUCGGCUAAUUGCCUUCUUCAGCAGACGAGACAAAAAGCAAGAGCAGCAGAGAAUUAGAAAUUAACUAAGAAAUUAACCUCAUAUAUUAUUCUUGAUGUCAGGGGGCGUUCUGCCAAUUUGGGGCGGUGUGUGAAAAGUAAAAGGGGCGUCUCUUUGCUGGAAAAGUUUUCGUCAUUACUAAAACUUGAUCUUCCUUCCCAUUGCAGGAGCUCCCCCCCGGGGGGCAUCCAAUAAUCUUGGCACUUAGAAACUGGGUUUAUAUAAAUUUAGCAUAUCAUAAGAUAGGAACAAACCCCAAGUAAAAGUCACUGUAUCUGACAUCCUAAGGACUAGGCAAGUGUACAGUUCACUGACUCUUACAGCUUAAAAACUGAUUCCAUCGUGUACUUUUAGAAAAGAAGUCUUUCAUUUAUUUGAUUUGUUAAGUCGAGAUAAACUUAAUUUUUAAAAAUAUUUAAUUUGCAUGGACUCAAAUAUAUUAAAGUAUCCCCCAAAAUAAUCAAUUUUUGUGUGUGUAAACAGCACUGGAGAAGAGUGGCACGCACUACGUACUCCAGUCAACAAACGACUCGCGAAAGCUGACUCGGCCACACAUUAUCUGGAGCCACAAAACGCAGUUGCAGAUGACUUUGUCAAGAUACUAGGGUCACGUGAUCUGAAAAAUGUGGACCAGGCUGAUCUGUUUUAUCGCUUUGCCUCAGAAAGUAACCAUAUAUUAAUAAAAGCAACGGAUAUAUAUAUNACAUUUUACUGAAUGACAUAAAACUUAAGGAAAAUAUAAAGACAAUAAGAAAUAAUUAAUUUUAUAUUUUGCAAUUUAAUGAAAUUUUAGUCACAAAUGACGUUGAUACAAUGAAUUUCCAAUGUUUAGGAUUGCAAUUCGGGUUUAUUUUUUUAAAUUUGGAAGAAGCACUUUGGUUAUUUCUUUAAAAUGUGCUCUUAAGGCAAACCAAGUAUUCACAGUAGUUAAAGAACGUCUGGUCUAUUCUGGUUUCAUGACUUCAUAGUUAUUUAAAUAUUAAAUAAUAACGCUCUAACUAUUGGUCAUUAUGUUGGUUUGGCACUGACUUCAUAUACUUAUGCCCCCUCCUACCCCCGACGCCCCCCCCUACUCCGCGAGCUUUUAUCAAGGAGGCGGCUUCGCGGAGAGUUUCAUUUGGCGAUUAGUGGCAAGGUCUGAGGCCUACUGAAGGCUCAUGGGAUAGACUUUUUGGGUAUCCUUAACAGUCGAUCUACCUCAGGGGGGGGCGUUGUCCUUUUCUGGCCCUGAUAACGGAGUCCCUGCUAUUGUAGGCUUGCAACGUAGGUUGAUCAUAAGCAUUCUGACCAGUUGGCAACACCAUUUAAUUUGAUGGCUGUCCAAAUGCUAUUCGAUUAUGAUCCCUUCUUGGUUUUACUAGCUGCUCGCCAUCUCAUCUCGCUGUUUAAUAAUUUUCACUCGAAACUUUAAUUCAGAGCUCAGAUCUAACACCGGUAACUGAGGGUAGAAAUAAAGACAGUGUUAAUAAAUUGACAUUGGUCUCGAUUUGUAUUCUUGGGUCUCGAAGCAUCGGGGCUAUUUGGUAGGCGACCGCACUUGCUCUCCUGCACUAUUGUCUUUUUUCUGUAUCAAUUUUUGCGUCCACAACAUAAAACUGUCAAAAUAUUUAAACACUUGGCAUUGACGGAGCAGCUAAAGACUGAAAGGUAUGUCCAAUUUUUCUUGGGAACACUCUAUUGACAUGACCUUCGCCUACUGAUAGGACCUACGUCCUAUCUGUGUUUACUUUCUUCCAUAAAGUUGGAAGGCGCUUCUCGGGCUUUGAUCCUGUUCCUUGUUGAUGUUCAUGAUUCAUUUGUCAUCUGCAAAUAGCAAAUCAUUGAGUGUCUUGUGACUUAGAUUGGAAACGCAGCCCUGUAUCAUUCUAGAUUUUUACUUUUAACACAGAGUCCAAUCUGGGCCAAACACAGCACUUCUUGUAUUUAUCGCCAUGAUUUCAUCAAAGAGCUGCCCUUGUAUUCAGUAUACUUUCAGCUAUUCCCAGAGCUUAUUUCUGUCCACCCUGUUAUAAAUCCUUUCCAUCUUUAAUAAAUGUAACAUUUAAAACAAACUCAACACUACAAAAACUAAUUACAAGCAAACCAAGUCAAAGUCUUUCUACCCAUUUCAACCAUAAGCAACAUCCCCAAUAGGCAUUAACAUGGAAAAUAAGGUAGACCAUCAUCCCAGAAGGUGUUUGCGAAAUAGAUGUGUCUUUAAAUCCGUUUUAAAGGACUCCUGUGUCUGGUUGUUUCUGAGAUCAACAUUUAUACUAAAUUGUGAAGUUUGAAGACGACCAAUCACAGCUUUGCAGGUUUUCUCAAGUGUUCAAAAUUUGACUUCCGGCUAAAAGUUUAGACUUCUGGGUGGUGUAAUAAUAUAAAACACUCGUUUUUCUUAAUUAACAAAAAAAAAAAUGUAAUAAUUUUUAAAACGAAUGCCAACGUAAAAAAUUAUAGUUAUAGAUUUAAAAUUACAAAAUAUUUCUGCUCUGUAUACAAAUUGUAUAACAUAUUUAUUUAAAGUGUUGAACUCUCAUCGCCAUCUUUAUGUCAAUUUUAUAUAAAAUAAAUGACCAAUCUUUUAAGUCGUCUUUAUAUUUAAGGUAUAGCAGUUGUCACUUUCAACCAAAGACUGGGUUACCUAAGUGACGAAGGGGACAAAGAAUCGGUCAGGUUUCUGGAAGCUGUUAAAAGUAGCAUUGGACUAUUGAACCAAUAUAUUUCUGGCAAAGCACUAUCUCCCAACUGGUACAGAAGCUCAUUGUACACAGAGUUUGAAAGAGCGUUUGGUCUCAUGUUCAGGUUGGUUAAUCUAUAGUCUUAUGCACAGGAUGGUGAACGUAUAGUCUUAUGUACAGUUUGUGGAAUGUAUAAUCUUAUGUACAGUUUGGUGAAUGUAUUGUUUGGUAUUUAAAGAUGCCGUACUUGACUUUUCUCUCUCAUGUAAUAGUUAAAACAUACUUAAGUCUAUAGUAGAAUUUUUCAUCUGAUAUAUUAAAAUAAAAAUUAUAAUAUCCUUUAAAUUUAGCAAACAUAUUAUUUAUAUGUGGUUAAAAAAUCAUCAAAUAAUUCCAGAAUCUCAGAUAAACACGUAAGAAAAGCCAAGGAUCUCAUUGAACAGAAGACAAGGGACGGAACUCUGAAUACAGAGGAGCCUAACUUACUUCUCUCCCUUGCCUCAGAGAAAGGUCUUUCCGAAGCUGACGUCAGUAACAUCAUGCUCUCAUUGUACGUUGGCGGGACAGACUCGGUGAGUACUCUAUAUUCGGAUAUCUUGUGUGUACGGGGUUGAAUGAUGCAGUAAAUAUUUUGUAUUCGGAUAUCUUUUGUAUUUGGGUGUUGGAUAAUAGUGGUUGUAUCAUUUACAGGAACUGUUUAGCUAGUCCUGUUAAAUAUCUAGCGCAGCGGCUCUCGGCCAUUUUGAAUCCCCACACCCUUUGAUUAGACUUUUAAUUUAUGCGUUCCCCUUCCCCUAUAUUUAAUUAUAUCUUCUUUUAAAUAAUUGGGAUUUAAAAAAAACAACAUUUUUUCCCCCUUUUCCUCCAUUAUCAUUAAAAUUUUCCAUACCCCAAGUGGUCCGUCACGAACCUCGGGUACGCUUACUACAGGCUGGGAACCACUGGAUUAGAGUCCCGUGUGCUCUAAUUUGACUUAAAAUGUAUAGUUAACAUGUGCCGAAGGACUGUUUUAGUUGGAUAGGCAGUAACUUAUAAAAAGAAUAAAGAGUCUUCUAGGCUGAUAGAGAACGCACACAAUGACAUACUAAGACAAGAUAAUUUUUUAAAAACUUCGUAUUUGAUUAUUUCUUUAAGAUUUCUAUUUCCAACAUGGAAAUAGUUCUCUUAUGAAGUAAUAAAAUAAUGAUGCGGUUUUAAAAAAUAUAUGUUUCAGCUUGAUUGAACCUCGCAAAGCUUGGCUAAUGACAUGACAUAUUAUAAAAGUGAACUGAAACAUUCAAAGGGAUUUAAUGAGACUAAACAUUGGCACAUACAUGGGCACGAAGUUGGCCACUUACAUAAUGUAUAUCUCAAGGAAAACUCUCUUUUGGUGCUCUCCUUUGAAAGAAAAUUCCGUACCCAUAUAUUUAAGAUGUUCUAAAGUAGAAAAUAAAAUCAAUGAAAAAUAACACUAGGAGACUUCAAUGAAUUUAAAAAAACCAGAUUAAAAGUUUAUAAUAAAAUAUAAUUUUCAUACUUAUUUCAUUUAAAAAAAUUAUUUUAAUGUUAUCAUAAAUGGUUCAUAUGAAAUAUAACCUUUUCAUUUUAUUGUAGUUUGUAAAUUAAUUCGUUUUUUUUUUCCUUUCCAUAAGACAUAGUCAAGUAGAAAGUUUUCUUUUUGUUUUGCAGACAGCAAAAAACCUGCAGGCCUUUUUCUAUAACUUAGCCAAGAACCCAGACAAACAAGAAAUUCUGAGAAAGGAAAUAUUGGAGGUCAUUGGCGAUGAAGGUCCCUUAACGGACCAGGCUCUCUCUAAAAUGACCUACUUAAAGGCAUGUCUUAAAGAAUCUUUCAGGUGACAUUUGUCUUUAGUCAAUACAUAUUGAAUAUUUAUCCUUAAUUUUUUACUGUUUUAUUUAAAUUUGCCUUAAAUAAGUUUAAUUGAUGCAUAUUUAACCUGCUACAAUAAAAAGUGUUAACAAUUUAGUUUAAUCCGUUUAAUAUUUUCAUAAAAGUAACAGAAAUCGUUCAUUUAUGUAUGUAAACAAAAGAAGUUUUUCAUUUUUGCUUGCAGAUUAUAUUACCCAACAGCUAGUGGACCUAGCAGGGUAUUACCCGUGGAUGUCGUUCUCAGUGGAUACAAAGUACCAGCUGGUGUAGGUGAUAUGUUUGUAAUAAAUUAAGAAAUAUUUAAAAUUAUUUCAUCGAUUCAAAAAUAUAGGUACCUAAAAAACCCUACAAUGUUUUGAAGCGUUUAUUAUUGACCGAUCUUACCAAACAAACAAAGAAACAAAUAUCAACAAAAACGAAUUUGAAUUAAGAUGUAUUUGACAAACAUGUGGGGAUAAGAUAGAAGACUGUCACACCUUAAAUGGAUCUGACAAAAUAUAAUCCUAACAAGACUAUUUCAUUUUUUUAGACAACUCUAAUGAUGUUUAACCCAAGGCCCUCCAGACUGAACUUUGAAGAUCCAGACAAGUAUUUACCAGAACGAUGGCUCAGGUCCAAUGAAAGCAGGAAACAGGACUCCACCAAUAAAAUGGCCGUGCUGCCCUUUGGUCAUGGUCCAAAAAACUGCGCUGGUCGACGUUUUGCUGUUCAAGAAAUUUAUCUGGCCACUGCUAAGGUAUUGGGUUAAGAGAUUAAACUUUACACUGUUAAAUCUUUGUGCAUCGUCAUAGCAAUGACGUCGAGAAGAAAGACUGCAUUCUGAGUAGGAAAUGAUUAAAAACAAAGUAUGGUCAAACAUGAAAAAAAGAACACAACAAAACAACGAACGUGUCGGCAGGAAGCCUUCAUUAACUCACAAACAAUAGAUAACAACAGAAUUAAAAUGUUUAAAAAUAGCACUUAGCUGAAAAGUAGUAUGUAAAAGGGCAGGAGAAGAAUUUUGAAGACAAUAAGUAGGUAAGAGAUUAAAUACAGACUAAAUGGGAAAUAAAAGCGUUAAAGUUAGUCCAUUUGGAUUGGUCGCAAUGUGGAGGGGGUGGGCAAAGGCUCAACCUAUGAAUGAGGACAUGACGUUUAUGGCAGUGGUGUCAAGGUUUCAUAGGUCAGGAUACGCUUGCUACAAACACACUCGGCUGGGUGUGUUUGUGCUAGUCACGAUCGCACUAAUUGUAAAAUCCGCCGUGAUCUUGAGGUCACUUCUACUGCAGUAUUUAGAGACGGACACUGUUUAUCUUCCAUAAUAUUACAUAGGCGUUCAGUGUCUCUGUGAGAGAGUGAGCUUCUUGUCUCCCCUAUGUACCACAUCUAGCAAGGGUGCAAACAAUGGCAUAGACAACAUUGCGGCUGGUACAAAGGAAACCGUCCCUUUUAUGAAAUCUGCCCUUAGGGAAGGGUAUCUGUUAAGUCUGGACGAUAAAACUGUAAUUAUUGUAACGGCUGCGUCUACAUGGCUUGGUCCCAAAGUGGGAGGGGACAGCAUUGAUGCAUCUUCACAUAAGGAGGUCUCUUGUAUUUUUUCACGUCUGAGAGCAAUGAGAGGCGGGAAGAGAAAAUGUAACGUGUGUCAGUGUCAGCCAGAAGUGUGGCACUGUUUUUAAGGAAAAGACCUUUGGCCACUAGAUUAUGAGGAUAUAAGUGUGACAAAAUUUGGUCUUGUAAACAUUGUCCCUCGGGCGUUACCUAAGGGCAUCUGCACGGAUAAUAUUCUUAACCCGUUGUAGGACUGAUAAAUUUACUGUGUACGGAAAUGACCUUCAUCGGAAAUAGUCGAUCAUCUCGAGUGUUUUGUCCCAAAAUGUAUCCUCCGACCGACAAAGUAAACGAAGGCAAAGUAAUGGAGAAAAAGGAAGGGAACAUUUAAGGGAUUUACUGUGGGAGGAAGAGUAGAGUAGAUAGCUGUGGCUGUCAGUAGGUUUAAAGUAGGCGGAAGUGAGUAGGCUGUCUUUCGGAAGGUUGACAGUAAUGUCCUAAAGCCUGACUGAGGUCUCAGAGACAAGAGAUGUGAAUUUUAUGGAGAGGUGAAAUAAAACUAUAAAGUUAAUGAAUUGGUAAAGUUCACUCCUCUUCUUAUUGGUGACCCUAAAACCGUCCUCAUUGUACCUCCUAUAGAAUUCAGGGAGGCUUUCAGUGUAGUUUCCCUCACCCAUGUGUUCAAAUGUGUCCCAUAAACAAACAUGCGUAGCAGGGUCCCAAUUUAGUCCCCUUAGCAACAAGACUAAUUUGAUCGAUGAUUAGACCACCAAACUUGACUUUCAGACAUGAAACAACUGCCCCUUUCAUAAAGGUCCUUCUUUUUCUAAACCUUAAGGGCCCACGAUCAAUUUAUUGAUCAGUUUGGCUCCUAUGCAUGUAGAUGGGAUUUGCAAUGUUUCUGUUCCUGGUGUUGAUGAGGAAAUUUCACUGAUUUCUAGUGUCACUUUUUGAGGGAAUCAUGCACUAGGGGUCCGAAGGCUUGAGGCAAUAGACUUAAAUGUGUCUAGUGUUGUCACUUCAACCGCUCCUGAUAUGAAUGCUUUAAAUUUUAAGAAAACAAAAUACCGAGUAUCUGCAUAUUAUUUUAAAGAUCUUGUCUCUCUUUUGUUCAGGUUCUCCAGAAGAUGAAGAUAGAGUUAGAACCCGAAUCCUGGAACACAAAGUUCAAGUACACAGCGUUCAUUGAACCAGAAAAACCGUUGAAAUUUAAAUUUUCAAACCUGUAAAAUAAUAAUAAUUUUGUCGUUAAUGACAUAAAAAAUGAGUUAUAAAAUACUUUUAAUCCACUGAAGAAAUAAAAAAAAUGUGUAUUUUAUUUAAAUACAGAUGACUUGAAAGGUAAUAUUCAAACACCCCACUCCUGUAAUACACACAAAAUCUUUGUUCUCCAUUAAUUAAAUAUUAAAACUAGAAGACAGGACCCGAUGUUCCUGUGAUAAUAAUGGAAGUCAUUUUGUUAAAUAUUCUACUUGCUAUUGCAAAGUCUCAACAUUUAACAUUUUACUAACAACAAAUUCAUACAUAUAUAACUGAAAACUGAAAAAGUACAACAAUUUUUGACGACCUUGAAAUAUAUAUUUAACAAUUUGGCAUUAACUCAAUUUGAUAUAUUGGUAUCCUCAUUGGACAUUUCUCAUAUCUAAGGAAGAAUCUCUUUACUAAUUAUUACAUUUAAUAGCCUUGAGUUUCUUUUUAUUUUUUAAAAAGAAAUAUUAUUAAUCUCAUAAAAAAUUUGCAUCCAAGUUUAAGACAAAGAAAAAGUAUGUUACUACUAUUUUGCGAAAACAACAUUAAUAAUUCACAUUCUCCUCAUAAUUGAUUUACGAGCUAAUUUAUCAAAGGCUGAAUGUCCCACUUUGUCUCUACUUUACCUAGCCAAAUAUUUACAUGACUGAAUGUCCCAGCUUGUCUGUAUCGUAGCUGUCCAACAUUUACAUGGCUGAAUGUCCCAGUUUGUCUGUAUUGUACCUAGCCAAACAUUUACAUGAAAAUUUAAACAUUUGGUUUUAAAGUUGUACAGGUCAAACAAAAUUUUAAUAGAUUUAAUAUAUACAUUUUUGUUAAUGAUUUAUUUUCCCUUCAUGUUGAUAUAAAUAAACAUGGGGGACAAUGAACAAAAUAAACCAAAAUUAGACAUGUGUGUUAUUGUUAAAAACUUAUUAAAAUCAAAAGACUAUGUCAUUUU